UAAGUUGAACAAGCUGCCCGAAGGUUAUUGUCUUCCUUCAGCUUUACUUACUCUCACCUCAGUACUACUAAUGACAACGCUGAACUUAUAUGAAAACGCUUGGAGAUAACACGGAAUUUACGUUUUAUUCGACAAAAAUAAGGACAUGCCAUCAGACUUUGUAACGUAACUACAAAGUAAACCCCGUGUGGACAACAAACAGAGUCGCUAGUCAGACAGCUAACAGGGGUUAGCGCCACAGAUCAACACACUCUCACUUUCUCUUCAUCUGUAGCCGGCCUUUACAUCCUGUCACCGAGAUCAGUCCGUGGUUUCUCCAGAAGAGGAUGAACUGGCUCUUCCCCCUGUCCAAAGGCUCCGGACCUCUCCCUCUGAACAGCCUACAGCAACAGAGACAGCGGCAGAUCGAGUCUCUCAAAGCCGCUCACCCCAGCCUCGCAGAGAUCCAGAAGGAUGUGGAGUACAGAAUACCAUUCACUGUCAACAACUCGACCAUUAGUGUCAAUGUACUGCUGCCUCCUCAGUUCCCCCAGGAGAAGCCGGUGGUUAGUGUCUACCCCCCUGUUGGUCAUCAUUUAGUCGAUGGUAACAAUGGCACCAUGAUAACCAGCCCCCUCAUAGCUAAUUUUGGGAUGCACUCAGAUCUGGGUAAGGUCAUUCAGAGUCUGCUGGACGAGUUCUGGAAGAGUCCUCCUGCCUUGAUGUCCAGCGGCACUGCUGGCUUUCCAUACAGUAUGUACAAGCAGUCAAGCAUGGCGCCUUACCCCACUCAGGCUUACCAAUAUGGGCCCCGCCACGUUGGCCCCAGCCACACUCCGCCUCCCGGCCCAGCUCCAGCUCUUAUGCCUCAUCCAGGAGUCGAUAGUGCCCAUGGGCCGCCUCGAGCUCCAGCCCCAUACGGACUGAUAUCUGACCUGCCAUUGCCUGUUCCUACUGGAGACUCAGAGGCUGGACUGAACGGACACAUGUACAGGAUGCCUGAGAUUCCUGAGUCUUUUCCUGAACUCUGUGACUUGAAUGGGACACAGUUGUCGGACAUGUCUGAAAACGAGGACAUGUUACUGGAGUUCUUUGUGACUUUGCCACAACUGAAACAGGUGACCAGUGAUAAAGAAGAGCUGGUCACCAAUAUUGUGGACAUGGCUAAGAAAAAUCUUCAGAUGGAGCCACAGCUGGACGGAAGAAGACAAGAAAUGCUCUACAAGUACGAAAUGCUGACUCAGAUGAAGUCUGCCUUUGAAUCAAGGAUGCAGAGACAGCAUGAACUCAGUGAGAGUUGCAGUCUAAGUACUCUACAGGCUCGGCUAAAAAUUGCAGCCCACCAAGCUGAGGAGGAGUCGGAGGAGACAGCUGAAAACUUCCUGGAGGGACGUACGGACAUAGACGAAUUCCUCACCAGCUUUAUGGAUAAGAGAACGCUCUGCCACAGCAGAAGGGCCAAAGAGGAAAAGCUGCAACAUUCGCUUAACACACAUGGACAGUUUCCUACCAGCCACUAGAACACAAGGUUGAAGAUUUCUCAGCUAACUGCUGCCAACUUGAGGGAUAAAGACAUUUUAGGGGGAAAAGCACACUAAGUCAACAAUGGGCAAUUGAGAAAUAGGAAUACGGUGAUGGCAGGAGUGGGCUAAAAAACAAGAAAUUGACUGUGCCCAGACUUGGGCUUAAAAUACUGUUGAAGUUGGAUUGUGUGAAAACAAGAUGGAGACGCUAUUGAGUCACCACCAGAAGACAAAACUGGGAGUGACACUUGCCUCACUUUUCCAACCACAUUACUAAGGAUUGAUCACAAUGUGGAUCAUUUCUAUUGCACAUGCUGUUCGUCAAGUUUUGACUUGACCGUUAUGACGAAGAGUUUAUUUUUCUGAUUUUCUAUCACCUGCAACUGAUUAGAGUGGUUGGUGAUGUGAACACGGGAAUUCCAAUCUGGCAUUGUUUUUUUUUCUUGCAGUGAGCAAGUAAAAGUCACUAUAAAAUUAUUGUUAAAAUUCUAAUGUUGGUGUCUGUACUUCCUCGCUCUCUGAGAUCAUUGUCAAGUCCUUGCUUUGAUAUCACAGAAAGGUCCUACUGGACAGAGAGAAGAACAACCUGUGAUCUACUGUUUACAUUGGAUUGGUGGUUUUAGACAUUUAAAUGAAACUCAAAAGUGGCAUUGUCACUUUAACAUCAUCAGUUCCUGGCAUUCCUAAUUUUGUAACUUGACAAAACAAUUUAAGAUUGUUCAACAAAAAAAGAAGCAAGGACUGGGCAGUGUUGUCAGAAGAGCUUAAAAGUUUAAAAUGCGUAUGAAUUUUAGGCUGUUUGAUUCUUUAUCAGGUUGUGGGGUCCCCUCAAGUAAUGAACACAGCCAUGACAUCAGUGUGCUUGCACAAACAUGAACACUUUGAUUAAACUUUCCAAGGCAAUACUCUGAUUUACAUAUUAACAUCAUAACCGUUUUAAGCUGAGGCUGAAAUUCAGAGAACAGUAAACCAUAUAAACGGUUUGAUUACACGUCUACCUUCUGUGCUCUUACAAUGAAUCAAGUUAUUUGUGUUCAUGUAAACAUACUGAUCAUGACGGCACCAUGAUGAUAACCCAACAAUUUUGGCGAUCUUUUGGACAUGACAUUUUUGGGGAAAAGCCUCAGAUUUUGGAAAAUGUUGAGGAAUAUUAGGUUAAAUGCUGCAGUAAAAUACUGACAUUGGAUACUGUAUUUAAAUAAUGUUAAUAAUAGGCUUUAUUGUAAUCAAAGACUUGGACACCUUGUAUUAUAUGUUCUUAUUUAAUUUGUUAGAGUAAUAAAGCAUUUAGAAUAAA
Trematomus bernacchii (emerald rockcod) is the source of this 2799-nucleotide messenger RNA. It is a transcript of the gene vps37a, whose product is annotated as VPS37A subunit of ESCRT-I. Gene Ontology annotation, cellular component: ESCRT I complex. The record is from RefSeq and is a predicted model, not a curated record. Gene Ontology annotation, biological process: protein targeting to membrane; ubiquitin-dependent protein catabolic process via the multivesicular body sorting pathway; protein targeting to vacuole. The transcript has 12 exons. The coding region runs from base 327 to 1499 and encodes 390 amino acids. NCBI's taxonomy places the organism in Eukaryota, Metazoa, Chordata, Actinopteri, Perciformes, Nototheniidae.